Molecule: messenger RNA, 1458 nt
Organism: Centrocercus urophasianus (Greater sage-grouse)
Lineage: Eukaryota; Metazoa; Chordata; Aves; Galliformes; Phasianidae
Gene: CCDC110
Product: coiled-coil domain containing 110
Exons: 5
Source: RefSeq, a predicted model, not a curated record
AUGGCACAUCUGAUUAAGAACGUGCCUGUUGGCGUGGCCAAACCACUGCAGGCAGAUGGGCUGGAAGCUGGAGCAAUUCUUCAACAACAGCUGGAAUCAUUUCAGACAUUUCAGAAACAGACUCUGGAGAAUGCUAAUAGGGUACAGUCUGAAAUCAGUGACAUACUAAAUAAAAAUAUAUUUGAAAUGAAAACCCCAGUACAUACGUCAGCCAAGAUUAUGAUGACUGCACACAUCACUUUUACAGCAAAUAAUGCAUCACUGCAUAUGGAAUAUCCUGAAUUGUUGUCUUCUCAAAGAGAAGUUCACCAUGACCAACAAUCCGGUUCUGAAGAGCACGUGGAAGUAAACUGCAGUGCUAAAAAUGUGAUGCUGCUGAGGCUAGGAGAUCAGAAGUUCAGUAAAAACAAAGCAUCCCCUAAAUAUGAUGGAGAAAUUGAAGCAUUGCAUAAGCUUCUGAAAAACUCUGAGCAUCUUCAAAAAAGAGUACAUUAUCUUGAGAAUGAAAAUCUACAUCUCAUGAACAAGGUCAAACCUCUUGCUGAUUCUGUACAGUCUUUGAAAGAAAAAAUAUCAAAAUAUGAUGUGAAAAUUAAGGACUUCACUAAAGAAGAGAGGAGUAUGCAAACUCAGUUGGUUAAAUCACCAGAAGGCAAUGAGGGAUGCGUUAAGGAAGUAAAGAGUCUGAUAAGAAAAUAUAAAGAACUCCAGAACCAGAAAAUCAUCCUUGAAAAGAAAAAGAAUCAACACCACAAUAGAAACAAAGACACAACACAGGCACUACAUGAUUUUCAGAUUAGGAACAAGAAAUUAGAAGAAAAGAUGACUGUUGGUACUUGCGAAAAAGGGAGGCUCAAUACAGUGCUAGAGUCCUUGAAACACAAAUGCUCCAAUUCACAAGAAACAAAUAAAAAACUUGGUCAGCUUACAGAAGAAAAGAGCUCCCUAGAGCAAGAGCUUGAAGGAAAGCAGAGUGAAAUAAAACAAAUGAAAGAAAAAGCACCUGCAACAAAAUCUGAACUGGAGACUCAUCUUCAAUUAAUGCAAACAUUUGCAGAGAAAAAACUUAAUCUUGAAAUGACUCUGCAGGAAUGUUCUAAUACUAAACAGAUGCUGCUGAAGGACACUGAGGAAGUCCAGACAGGUGAAGUGCAUACAGAAAAGAAACUCAUGACUGAACCCAGAAAUGCAAAAGCAGACACUGAUCUUUUAAAAUAUAACUUGACCGCUGCAAACACAGAAUAUAAGAGGUUAUCAACAGUAGUAACAAACAUCACAGAGGAAAAUCAGCUACUGAAGAGAGAACUGAAUGAAUACAGACAAUACGCUUCCAAGUAUGAAAAUGACAUUAGAAAACUGUCUAAAGAAUGCUUACUAUUAGAAAAUCAACUGUGGACUAUUGAAAAUGAGAGAGAUGUAGCACAGCUUGAAUUCCACCGUUUGCAUAAGGAUUAUGUU